AAUGAACAAACCUUAUAUAGUAAAGAGUACUUCUUUCACAGAAUGAAUCAUGAAACCCAUUUGGAUCCAGCAUCCCUUCUUCAAAUAUUUACAAACAUCGAUGACACUGAAGAUGGGGACAUCAUCUAUACUAAUGACUUUAUUUUCAACCUCCUCUACACCAUCCACCUUUCAUCAAAACAUGAAGAUCAACUUCUCCGAACAGCCAGGUCCCUGGCUAAACAGCAGCUUCCGGCCACCAAUCAAAUCUUCAGGUUUGGGGAUGUCCUGCUUCACAAUGACAUUUGGAGCCAUCUCUAACCUUACAGCUCUGGGAAUCUUGGCUAAGUCCCGUGUCCGGUUCCGCCGCCGAUCCAAAGCACCGUUUCUGCUGUUAACAGUGGCACUGCUUUUGGCUGACCUAGGGGGUCAUGUGAUCCCAGGGGCCUUUGCUUUGUAUCUUCACAAUCAGAGGUUUAAAAUGCAGGCAGGGAAACCCACCAAGGAAUUUUGUCAGAUUUUUGGGGCAACUAUGGUGUUUUUUGGCUUAUGUCCUUUGCUGUUGGGAUGUGCUAUGGCAGUGGAGCGCUGUGUGGCCAUCACCCAGCCCUUUUUUCAUGCUGCUAUGGUCACAUUGGCUCACAUGGUGCGAGUUGUGUUCUUUCUGUCCUCUCUUGCACUUUUCUUAGCAGUUCUACCUUUAUUUGCUGUGGGGACUUACACUACACAGUUUCCGGGAACAUGGUGUUUCUUGCCCAUCCAUGGAUCCAAGUCUAAAGCUGAAACAAAUCUGGUCAUGAUAUUUUCCUUUCUGGGCGUCACUGCACUCGCUCUGUCCCUUCUAUGUAACGUAUUGAGCAGUAUUGCUUUGCUGAAAGCCAGAAUAAAGUCCCACACUGUUAAUACAAACCCAGCAGCUCAACGAACUCGUCACUCAUCAUCUGCAUCAUCUUCAUCUAUGUUUUGUUCGUUGGACUUGGAGAUGAUGGUGCAACUGGCAGUGAUCACAGUGGUUUCCUGUGUAUGCUGGGGCCCUUUUCUUAUCCACAUUCUUGUGAUGCAAUUCAACCAAAGCCCCAGAGCCUCAGGACACGAAAGGGAUGGGUUUAUUCUACUGGGCUUGCGCAUGGCCUCGUGGAAUCAGAUACUGGACCCUUGGGUGUACAUCCUGCUGAGGAGAGCAGUGCUUUACAGAGUUUGCUGUGCUUUCUACACACAGAGACCCACAGUGACAGAAAAUAGCUCCUAUGCAGAGACACACAGGCAGGCUUUCAGUCUGCAAUGAUCAUAUUGUUUUUAAACAGAAUCUUUUAAGGGACUACAUUAAAUAAAUUAUUUCUUUGAUGUUUUUUGUUGAAAAAAUAAAAAUAUGAUACUGUA
Notolabrus celidotus (New Zealand spotty) is the source of this 1359-nucleotide messenger RNA. RefSeq names its product prostaglandin E receptor 1c (subtype EP1) (gene ptger1c). Lineage: Eukaryota; Metazoa; Chordata; Actinopteri; Labriformes; Labridae. The transcript has 3 exons. The record is from RefSeq and is a predicted model, not a curated record. Gene Ontology annotation, biological process: positive regulation of cytosolic calcium ion concentration; inflammatory response; adenylate cyclase-activating G protein-coupled receptor signaling pathway. The coding region runs from base 50 to 1264 and encodes 404 amino acids. Gene Ontology annotation, cellular component: plasma membrane. Gene Ontology annotation, molecular function: thromboxane receptor activity; prostaglandin E receptor activity.